AUGGAGAAAGUGUAUAUAUAUAGGUUUUUUUCGGACUUGAAAUCCGGUCGUUGCUCCUCCACGGUCGAGGUCCGCCUGCUCCGCACCUGGGAGGCGAGAAAUCCACGCCGUGGUGGUGAACUGAUGUGGAUUGACAUGCUUAUGGUCCACGUGAAUGCCACAAUUAUGCAGGCGAGCAUUGAUGCUAGCCAGGCCGUUUUUUGCUCAAUGCUACUUCUGGCACGCCUCUUUGACAUAUACUUUGACAAUGAGAGCAGUUCAGGGGAGACCUUUUUCUAUUUUUUGGUGGCCAGAGACACUGGACUCCCACCUGCUGCACCUUUGCUGAAAGGGUAUGCUAAAGUAGAGUCACUAACCAUAGCUGAGUUCAAUGCAUUCAUCAUCACGGCACCAGGUCAGGUAUUUAAAUUUAUAUGGAGGAUUGUUGAUAUCUCAAGGGUGUUGCAGUAUGUGGUGGACGUUGCAUGCUCUAAGUGUGCCAAAAAACGGCAACGCACUGGGAACUCUUUCGCAUGUGAACGAUGUGUCAAUGCCCAUAUUGUUGGUUCUCUCCGAUAUCGAGUUGAGAUGGUCAUUGCUGAUGAUACUGCCAAAGGCGUGUUUGUAUGUUUUGAUGGUGUGAUGACCAAAUUACAUAAUUUGAAAGCAAAUGAAGCUGGUCAGAUGCUGACACACAUUCCUCCGUUUAGGAGAGAAUACACUUUCCAAGUUAGAGUCAGUGAGUAUAACUUCAUUGUCAACCAUCAGACGUUCACCAUCACGCACAUUUUGAAGGAGGGUGACUGUCCACCGGAUCCCGACUUUGUGGACAAUGGAGGAAACGGUAGUCAUGGAAACGAUGGUGCAGAUUCAAAACAAUUCUUUGCCGGUCUUGGGAGCGGAGGUAUCAGCGGUGGUUUAGCAACAGCCAAUGUCUCCUCUCUUACCGGUGGUGCUCCUGGUGAUUACCCGGGAUCAUCUUCGACUGUUGGAAAGAAGGCACGUCUCGCCUAG
This is a messenger RNA of Eruca vesicaria subsp. sativa (arugula), 993 nucleotides long. NCBI's taxonomy places the organism in Eukaryota, Viridiplantae, Streptophyta, Magnoliopsida, Brassicales, Brassicaceae. The record is from the annotation of a GenBank genome assembly.